UCAGCUUGUUUCUCUCAUUGUGACCUCAAGCUGAAGUAAAACAAAAAGGCAGCAGCUUCUAUUGUCUUAGCAGAAGGAAGAUUGUGUUGUAUCUCAUCUGAAUAUUUCAGCAACCAUGUCUUCAGCUCAGCAUCUCAGAGAGUUUAUCAGAGAGAGACUAACUGCUGCUGCUCAAGAAAUCUUCACCGAGGUUGAAAAAACCAUCAUUUGCUACGAGGAAGAGCUCGAUGCUCAGCGCAGGAUGAUGGGGAUCAACUUGCAGCAACAAAUAAAUCUCAACAGAAUCGGGUCGGAGCCGCGCAGACAAAGUUCUGACCUCCAACAGCCACAUUUCUCCAUUGAGGAGAAAACUUUUGCCAUCCAACAGGUUCGUAACCAGGGGAGAAGGUCCAGUCAUGACCAGGAGGAAUCAGGACAUCAAUGGACUGGAGAACUAAGGGAACCACGACCUCCAUGUAUUAAAGAGGAAGAUGAGGACCCCAAAUCACCACUGAUUGAUGAACAGGACAUUCAAGGAAAUACAUGGAUUAAGGAAGAGGAGGAAUCAGAACCUCAACUGAUAAUUGUAGAAAAGAAGGAACCAGAUUAUUCAGUGCUUCAACAUGAACAGCAUGGACCAGAACAUUUACCAACCAGGCAGGACCAGAAUGACCUAUGCAGCAGUCACGAGGGACAACAUCCUGUCCAAAAGCUGUUUGUUGCUUUGAUGGAUACUUCUACUCUUCAAGAAGAUGGCAUGAGUGAUGGAGGACCACAAACUGAGCAGCUCUCCUUUCAGAUAUUUCCUGUAGUUGAGAGCAAAGAUAAGGAAGGAAGCAGCUCCACUGUUUCAGAGAGUCAUUCUCAUAAUGAGGCACAGGCACAGUUUUACAGAACCCACACAUGUAGGAAGCCUUUUUUAUGUGAAACGUGUGGAAAAAGUUUCACUCGAGUAGAUCAUCUAAAUUUUCACAAGAAAAUUCAUACAGGUGAGAAGCCUUUCUCAUGCGAAACAUGUGAAAAACGUUUCUCUCGAAUUAGUCAUUUAAGGCUUCACAAGAAAAUUCAUACAGGUGAUAGGCCUUUUUUUUGUGACACAUGUGGAAAAUCUUUUAUUCAGAGCUCGGACUUAAAUGUCCACAGACGAAUCCACACAAAUGAGAGGCCAUUCUCUUGUCAGACAUGUGGAAAAAGUUUUACUCGAAAAAGUAAUUUGAAUGUUCACAGGAAAACUCACACACAACAAAAAAGUUUUUCAUGCCAGACAUGCGGACAACAUUUUCUCCGUCUUGGUAAUCUGAUUUCCCACAUGAAACUAAAACAUAACAGUGAGAGGGAGACAUUUGACUCUCACACACAGUUAACAUUAUAAAUAUUUAAACUUUCUUUGCAGUUUUCAGUUUAUGAAAAUGAAGUAAUAUUGUGGCACUUCUGAGUAGUGCCCCAGAUGUUCCGCUAAAUAGCCAAUUGUUUGUGGUUGCUUGUUGUUGUGGUUUCAUCGGAACCUGGUUUAGUCUUCCGGUUUUCUGGGUUAAUUUUUUGUUUGUAGCCAUGAUUAUUUCGUUAUAUACCAGUGUGUUUUUGUCUGUUUAGGUUGAAAGGCCUCUGCUGUCUGGUGUCAUUAGUUUAUUCUCAAAAACUUUGUUUUGAUAGAAUUUAGACUGCUUUUUGUUCAGCGUUAAAUUGUAGGUUAUCACACGUUACUUUGAUAUUCCUAAAUACUAUAUAUUUUGCAAGUUAAGGAAGAGAACUUUAAUUUUUUGCUAAUUUAGCCCUCCAUGUUAUUUUGCCAGUUGAAGAAUAUUAUAUCAUUGUGGAGUUGUAGUCAUUUUUUUGAUCGUUUAUUUGAAUCUUUAUACUGGACUAGGAAGGGCUUUUUUCACCAGGUCUUAAGAGACUUCUAUGUCUGUGAACAUCAACAGAAUUUAUGAACAAAUGUCAGAUUUUGUGCUACAGUCCACUCACGUUAUUCAGGUUAUGCCUAUUUACAGAUUCUUGUUUUCAUAGGGAGUAUCUAUGAAAUAUUUAAAAGAAAUGCUGCAUGGGAGGCUGAAAUAGUUUGACAAAGUGCUACUGGACACACUAUUGGCUGGUAUUUGCAAAGCAGCCACUGUAUAAGCACCAUUUAUUUCCCUUGCUGCUGAUUGGCUGCAGUCUUAAUAGUGGAGAUAAUGAAGUCCUCUGAUUUUGGCUUUUGAGGUCGUCUCAAGAUUGUACAAUUUCCUCUGUAUAUUUCAGUGCAUAUAAAGAUGUAUAUGCUGUUUAAACUUUUUCAGUUUUUGAUGUGAAAAGCUGCGGAGAGUUUUGAGAAAUGUUUGCUUGAGGAAAACAAAUGCUUCGUAGAUAUUAUCCAGCAUGGUGGUGGAAGCUGAUGAUGUGGGCUUGUUGAUUGGUUCAACAAUCGUCUUUGUCCCAAACUCUUCUUGAACCAAAUGUGGGUCCAUCUGUCAAGCAGCUGAAGCUUGGUCCAAUCUGGGUCAUCAACAGGACAACAACACCAAAAUAAUUGUAGGGUUCAAAUGGCCUAGUCAAAGGCCAGACUUUAACGUUACUGAAAUCUUGAUUUCCAUAGAGCUGUACUGAGAGGAUUUUGUUUUUUGAGCCUAAAUGAUCCAAAGCAUGGUUCUAAGGAAGACUGAGUGAAAGUUGAUCUCCAACAAUGUUGUUUAAAUUAAGUUACCUUUUGUUGAUUUUUUUUUUGUAGAUUUUAAAUAGAUCAAAGUUUCUGCUUUCAGUUUUGAGGAUUGUAACAAACUACUGAUUGUUGUUGAUGUGUUUCAAAUUUACAAAGUUUGUUCAUUUGAUUUUCAAAUGUUUUUGUUCAAAGUGUUUAACUUUUUCACAUAUUUGAAACAUUUGUUUUAGACUUGUGAAAACCAAAAUGUUAGAAUAGUUAAGUUUUUCAUGUUACUGUAAAAAAAAAAAAUUAGUUAAACUUUUUCAAGAAAUGUUGAAUUUAAAUACAUGAAUACUGUUUGUUUUCAUCAAAGUUUUU
Xiphophorus maculatus (southern platyfish) is the source of this 2974-nucleotide messenger RNA. Its product is annotated as zinc finger and SCAN domain-containing protein 2-like. The record is from RefSeq and is a predicted model, not a curated record. Gene Ontology annotation, cellular component: nucleus. The coding region runs from base 116 to 1351 and encodes 411 amino acids. Gene Ontology annotation, biological process: regulation of transcription by RNA polymerase II. Lineage: Eukaryota; Metazoa; Chordata; Actinopteri; Cyprinodontiformes; Poeciliidae. Gene Ontology annotation, molecular function: DNA-binding transcription factor activity, RNA polymerase II-specific; RNA polymerase II cis-regulatory region sequence-specific DNA binding. The transcript has 3 exons.